AUGGCAAAGAAGGUGGCAGUGAUUGGAGCUGGUGUCAGUGGACUGAUCUCUCUGAAGUGCUGCGUGGAUGAGGGACUCGAGCCGACCUGCUUUGAGAGGACCGAAGAUAUUGGAGGACUGUGGAGGUUCAAAGAAAAUGUGGAAGAUGGCCGAGCGAGUAUCUACCAAUCUGUCAUCACCAAUACCAGCAAAGAAAUGUCCUGUUUCAGUGACUUUCCAAUGCCUGAAGAUUUCCCAAACUUCCUGCACAAUUCUAAGCUUCUAGAGUAUUUCAGAAUCUUUGCCAAAAAGUUUGAUCUUCUCAAAUAUAUUCAGUUCCAGACAACCGUCCUCAGUGUGAAAAAAUGCCCGGAUUUUUCAUCCUCUGGCCAAUGGGAGGUUGUCACCGAGAGCAAAGGCCAGGAGCGAAGUGCCAUCUUUGAUGCAAUUAUGGUUUGCAGUGGCCAUCACAUCCUCCCUCGCAUCCCACUGGAGUUAUUUCCAGAAAGGUUUAAAGGCCAGCAUUUUCACAGCCGCCAAUACAAGAACCCAGAGGGAUUUGAGGGGAAGCGCAUCCUGGUGAUUGGAAUAGGAAACUCAGCCUCAGAUAUUGCCGUUGAGCUGAGCAAGAAGGCUUCUCAGGUGUUUCUCAGCACCAGGCAAGGCUCCUGGGUCCUCGGCCGAAUCUCUGACAAUGGCUAUCCCUGGGACAUGGUGCUCCACACCCGGUUUCGCGCCAUGCUCCAAAAUGUCCUGCCACGAGCAGUUCAAAAAUGGAUGUUGGAACAACAGAUGAAUCAGUGGUUCAACCAUGAAAAUUAUGGCCUUGAGCCUCAAAACAAAUACCUUAUGAAAGAAUCUGUAUUAAAUGAUGACCUUCCAAGUCGUAUACUCUAUGGAGCCAUCAAGGUGAAGACAAGAGUGACAGAGCUCACUGAAACUUCUGCCAUCUUUGAGGAUGGGACAGUGGAAGAGGACAUCGAUGUCAUUGUCUUUGCAACAGGAUAUACAUUCUCUUUUCCCUUCCUGGAAGACUCACUUGUGAAAGUAGAAGAUAAUAUGGUCUCGCUAUAUAAAUACAUAUUUCCUCCUCAUCUGGAGAAGGCAACCUUUGCCUGCAUUGGUCUCAUCCAGCCCCUAGGUUCCAUUUUCCCAACUGUUGAACUUCAAGCUCGUUGGGUGACGAGAGUUUUCAAAGGCCUGUGUACCUUGCCCUCAGAGAGUGCUAUGAUGGAAGACAUUAUCAAGAGGCACAAAAACAGAAUUGACCUGUUUGGAGAGAGCCAGAGCCAGAUUCUGCAGACCAAGUACAUCGAUUACUUGGAUGAGCUCGCCGCAGAGAUAGGUGCGAAGCCAGACCUCCUCUCUCUCCUGUUCAAAGAUCCUAAACUGGCUGUGAAACUCUAUUUUGGACCCUGCAACUCCUAUCAGUAUCGCUUGGUGGGGCCUGGCCGAUGGGAAGGAGCCAAGAAUGCCAUCCUCUCCCAGAAAGAGAGGCUGCUGAAGCCUCUAAAGACACGCACUCUAGAGCCGGCUUCUAACUUCCCAGUUUCCCUCCUGUUGAAAAUCCUGGGGCUUCUUGCUAUUGCUUUGGCCUUUUUUUUCUAA
This is a messenger RNA of Pipistrellus nathusii (Nathusius's pipistrelle), 1587 nucleotides long. The record is from the annotation of a GenBank genome assembly. NCBI's taxonomy places the organism in Eukaryota, Metazoa, Chordata, Mammalia, Chiroptera, Vespertilionidae.